Sesamum indicum (sesame) is the source of this 3201-nucleotide messenger RNA. RefSeq names its product G-type lectin S-receptor-like serine/threonine-protein kinase At4g27290. Gene Ontology annotation, cellular component: plasma membrane. Lineage: Eukaryota; Viridiplantae; Streptophyta; Magnoliopsida; Lamiales; Pedaliaceae. Gene Ontology annotation, biological process: protein phosphorylation; recognition of pollen. The record is from RefSeq and is a predicted model, not a curated record. Gene Ontology annotation, molecular function: protein serine/threonine kinase activity; ATP binding.
UCUUAAAGGAAAAUUCACAUAGGGCAUGACAGAGGGGUAUUCCUGGUGUCCAAAAUUGACCUCAUCACUUGACUCCUACAGAAGUUGAUUUAUAUCAGACUUCUCACUUCUGUGUGGAAUUUCCAACCAGAUAGAAAAUUGCCCAUAAAGGUCCGGUAAAUGUCAGCAUCUGGGGGCUGCAAGAAUUAAUAGAUUAUCCUCUGUAAAGAACUAAAGCGGAGAGCUCCCAACUUCUCAACGGGCUAUGUUGGUAAGGAAUUACUAGGAUUCCAUGAAUAGUUUCUGGUUUGCAUAUUAUUGCGUCUGUCUAGCUUGUUCUAUGUUGAAAACAUCUGCUUUGACUGAAAGCAUCGCUGCGUCCCAAUCCCUUAGAGAUGGUGAGACAAUGGUUUCAAAUGGAGGAAGUUUUGAGUUGGGAUUUUUCAGUCCUGGUAAUUCCAAGAACCGAUACUUGGGAAUUUGGUACAAGAAUAUACCAGUAAGAACUAUUGUCUGGGUUGCAAACAGGAAAAAUCCUAUAAAAGAUAUGUCUGGCUCACUGAUGAUCAACAGCACAGGCAGUCUUUUACUUUCUGAUGGGACAAACACUGUGGUUUGGUCAACAUAUUCAACCAGGAUACCUCAAUCUCCAGUAGCACAACUCUUGGAUUCUGGAAAUCUUGUUGUGCGAGAUAUCAAAGAUGGUGAUGCAGACAGUUAUCUUUGGCAGAGUUUUGAUUACCCAUCUGAUACAUUGUUACCAGGUAUGAAGCUUGGAUGGAAUUUGAGAACUCAUCUUAAUAGGCGCCUAUCUUCAUGGAAGAGUUCUGACGAUCCAUCCCCUGGAGAGCUGAGUAAUGGUAUAGAACUUGAUGCAUAUCCUCAGGGAGUUAUGCGGAAAGGUAGCAGAAAGUAUUUCCGAGGGGGUCCCUGGAACGGUCUGAGAUUUAGUGGUGCUCCUGAAUUGAAGAGCAAUCCUUUAUUUGAUUUCAAGUUUGUAUCCAACCAAGAUGAGGUUUACUACCAGUACCGACUCCUGAAUACAUCAGUGAUUACAAGGCUCGUUUUAAAUGAAACAACCUCCACCCGCCAGCGGUAUGUAUGGGCCGAACCAGAUAUGUCAUGGAAGCUUUAUGCAUCGGUACCACGUGACUACUGUGACACUUAUGGUUUAUGCGGUGCUAAUGGAAUUUGCAUAAUAAGUGACUCACCAGUUUGCAAGUGUUUAGAAGGUUUCAAGCCAAAUUUUCCUCAGAGCUGGGAUGCUAUGGACUGGUCACGUGGAUGCAUCCACAACGAGCCUCUGGACUGCAGAAGAAAACAUGGUUUCAUCAAAUUUUCUGGCUUAAAAUUGCCAGAUACGACAUAUUCUUGGGUGAACGAAAGCAUGAAUCUGUGGGAAUGCAGGGAGGAAUGCUUGAAGAACUGUUCUUGUACGGCUUACACAAAUUCAGACAUUCGUGGAGGAGGCAAUGGAUGCGCCCUGUGGUUUGGAGAUCUUGUUGAUAUUAAGCAGGUUUCUGGUGGUGGGCAGGAUCUCUAUAUACGGAUGCCAACUCCACAUCGAGAAAACAGGUCUCCAGUACAAAUAGCUAUGAUCGUAGUUCCCAUUGCCUCAGUUUGCGGAUUGCUUCUUGGAGUCUGCUACUGUUUCCGACAAAAGCUGAAACCAAAAGGUGAAAAUGAAGAAGAUGAUCACCCUGAUGUAUUCCAAGGAGAAGAUCUGGACCUACCAUUGUUUGACUUGGGUACAGUUGCUCGUGCGACAGAGAAUUUCUCCAUGAACAAGAAGCUUGGCGAAGGUGGUUUUGGACCUGUCUACAAGGGAUUACUAGUAGAUGGGCAAAAUAUUGCAGUGAAGAGGCUAUCGAUGAGUUCAGGACAAGGAGUGAACGAAUUCAAGAAUGAAGUAAAACUGAUUGCAAAACUUCAGCACAGAAAUCUUGUGAAGCUUCUUGGUUGUUGCAUUGAAGGCGACCAGAAAAUAGUGAUUUAUGAAUACAUGCCCAACGGAAGUUUGGACUCAUUUCUAUUUGAUCAAACAAGAGGGCCGUCAUUAGAUUGGUCCAAGCGUUUCAACAUCAUCUGUGGCAUUGGUCGGGGGCUUCUCUACCUUCACCAGGAUUCCCGAUUGAGGAUCAUCCACAGAGAUCUUAAAGCAAGCAAUGUUUUACUUGAUGAUGAGCUAAACCCAAAAAUCUCCGACUUCGGGAUGGCAAGAACUUUUGGAGGGGAUCAAGUUGCAGAAAAUACAAGAAGAAUAGUGGGAACAUAUGGUUACAUGGCACCAGAGUACGCUCUCUACGGUUUAUUUUCAGUGAAAUCUGAUGUUUUCAGCUUUGGAAUUCUACUCUUGGAGAUAGUGAGCGGAAAGAAGAACCGAGGCUUCGACCCCUCACAGAACCAUCACAAUCUAAUAGGAUAUGCAUGGCAAUUGUGGACAGAAGGCAGACCAUUAGAACUAGUUGAUUCAUCAUUAGACUAUCGGCUCAUUCAACCUGAGGUGAAGCGGUGCAUCCACGUCGGUCUCUUAUGUGUCCAGCAGAAUCCAGAAGACCGGCCAAAUAUGUCGACCGUGGUUCUUAUGUUGAAUGGGGAGAGCUAUCUCCCCCAGCCAAAGCAGCCUGGGCUUUUGAUAGAUGUGGUUCCAAGCGAAACAUGUUCGUCAUCAAGCAAGAACGAAUCAUGUUCUGUCACUGAUUUCACCAUUACUACAUUGGAGGCUCGCUGAGAGAUCGAUUCACAGAUCAAGUGCAAGUAUGUGGUGCACAACAGAUGAACUAGACAUGGAAUCAUACGACCGCUGCACCGUUACAUCCCCUGAUAGCAAUGUUGUAGUAAAAUCUGGUCAGGAAAAAAACAAAAAAUUCCUAGUAUUUGUGUCUUGUGAAUGAACAGUGAUUUCGAUGGAAAUUAAGGCAAAGAGUGAUGCAACAGACAUUAUUGUCUUCUGAGAGAGAAGCUUCUAAUUCUAGUUGAGUGAGCAAAAUCAGUGCACAGGCAGAAAUGAGAAGAGAUGAAAAGGACAAGUGGGAGUGUGUUUGGGCUUUCUUGGCAAGACGUUGAAAUCAUGAAAGCUUGGGGUUGGCUUCUUGAUGCAAAAGCCGAUUCUUCAUCACUCUUUUUGUGGGCCUUAGCCAUGGGGAAUCAAUCAUUGUCGAAAAUUGAGACUAAGUUUUAUUUUUAUUUCGAUUUUAAGUAUUUUUGUCAUCAUUUCAUAUU